This is a messenger RNA of Vigna umbellata (rice bean), 1237 nucleotides long. RefSeq lists its product as uncharacterized. NCBI's taxonomy places the organism in Eukaryota, Viridiplantae, Streptophyta, Magnoliopsida, Fabales, Fabaceae. Gene Ontology annotation, biological process: methylation. The record is from RefSeq and is a predicted model, not a curated record. Gene Ontology annotation, cellular component: eRF1 methyltransferase complex. Gene Ontology annotation, molecular function: S-adenosylmethionine-dependent methyltransferase activity; protein methyltransferase activity; nucleic acid binding.
CAUAGGCGCGAAUAGAAUAAGGAGUGGAAGAAAAAAGGCAGCAGCGGGGUGGAGAGCGCUGGCAUCAGCGAGGGCUGCGAUCGCAGAGAGUCUCGAGGGCGGCGAGUGCGAAGGCGGCGACCGCCGGAGGAGUAGGAAGAAAUUGAUAUUGCAAAUUUUGUCUUGAAAUUGGGCAGUGCCAGUCAGAGCUGGAUUCAAUAAAGGUCAUCCGUGUAUCAAUGCCAAAGUGAACACCGGUAAAAUGGCUUCAUACAAAGAAUUACCAAGAACUGCUCAAAUUCGCCUUGUAAGUUCCCAUCAGGAGGUUUAUGAACCAUGUGAUGAUUCUUUUGCACUGGUUGAUGCUCUUCUAGCUGAUCGCAGUAACUUGCUGGAACAUCAUCCAUCAUUGUGCAUAGAGAUAGGCUGUGGAAGUGGAUAUGUCAUCACUUCCCUCGCUCUUAUUCUGGGGCAGGAAGGUUAUGGUGUCAACUAUUUUGCAACCGAUAUCAACCCUCAUGCUGUGGAGGUGACCCGAAAGACUAUGGAAGCACAUGGGGUUGGUGCUGAGUUGGUAGUAACAGAUAUUGCAGCUGGACUAGAGGAGCGUUUGGCAGGGUUGGUUGAUGUUAUGGUUGUGAACCCUCCUUAUGUGCCUACCCCUGAAGACGAAGUUGGUGUUGAAGGUAUUACCUCAUCUUGGGCCGGUGGGGAGAAUGGCCGAAGUGUUAUAGAUAAGAUUUUGCCGGUUGCAGACCGUCUUUUGUCAGAAAAGGGAUGGCUAUACAUGGUGACCCUCACUGCAAACAAUCCUUCUGAGAUAUGCCAACAAAUGAGAAAGAAAGGAUAUGGUUCUAAGAUUGUUGUCCAAAGAUCCACAGAGGAAGAAAGUCUCCAUAUAAUCAAGUUCUGGCGGGAUUUUGAUAAUGGAAAGGAUGAAACAAACCAAUCUGAUUCUAGGUUCAUAGGCUCCUUGCUUACACAUAUUCCUUUAUUUUCAUUUUGGAGAGGCACCAAUAGUGACAACAAGUGUUGAUUGAGAAAACAAAUGAUUUCUGAUGCUAGGAUGUUUUGUCUGACAACUGUUAUGUUUGCAUUGCCAUGGCAUUCAGAAGGCCUUAUAAUUACAACGACCAAUUCUCCCUGUUAGUUGAGGUCAGCUUGAGCAUCAAUUGACUAGCAUCAAAACUUUGUGAAAAACUAAUUUUUCACUAAAAACCACUUUUAGCAAGGUCUUUCUUAGUAGUUUCUUCUUAUA